Cheilinus undulatus (humphead wrasse) is the source of this 3007-nucleotide messenger RNA. It is a transcript of the gene yrk, whose product is annotated as Yes-related kinase. NCBI's taxonomy places the organism in Eukaryota, Metazoa, Chordata, Actinopteri, Labriformes, Labridae. Gene Ontology annotation, molecular function: ATP binding; signaling receptor binding; non-membrane spanning protein tyrosine kinase activity. The transcript has 14 exons. The record is from RefSeq and is a predicted model, not a curated record. Gene Ontology annotation, biological process: cell surface receptor protein tyrosine kinase signaling pathway; innate immune response; protein phosphorylation. Gene Ontology annotation, cellular component: extrinsic component of cytoplasmic side of plasma membrane. Bases 477 to 2078 code for a protein of 533 amino acids.
AAAGCCGCAGGUCUGACUGAAAAUGAGAAGUUAUUAUGCGAAUGUAACUCUGCGAUAAUAGGCUGCAGCCGUCAUUUUAACAGGUGCGCAAGAAGAGCUGUGAACAGAGUUGCUAACAGGCACUACUUCAGCAGUUCACCGCACGCGCGUUCCCAUAGGGUGGACACCUCUUUGAGCGCGUGAAGCCCGCUCCACUCCUCAAACUUUCCGGACAAGGAGGCGCGCGCUCACUUCUCAGUAGUUCAGUGAGGUCUCGCGCCCAGCUGUCACUCCUUUUAGGAUUCACCGGGAUAACUGCGCACUUUUGAACCAGGCGUUUUCGUGGAAUUUCGAGGGUGGAUUUGAGGAAAAAGGCACCAUCAGGCUGUCCAAGGCCGGACUUCAUCAUCACUUCCUGUUUCUUUACGAGUGGCGAUGGUGAUUGACAGAUGAUCUGACAGAGGAAGACAUCAGACGCCAUCUCCGUGCUGGUUAUUAUGGGGUGUGUCUGUUGCAAGCAGAAAAAGUCCGCCAAAGAAGCAGCAGCAACAUCAGCAGCAGCAGACAUUGCAGAUCUGUCUCCUAGCAACGCAGAUGGAGGUUCGUCCACGGCCUUGACUCAGGGCCGCUACUGCCCCGACCCCACUCAGUCCAUCCCAGACUUCAACAAGGGCUUCUCCUCCAGCGCCAUCUUCCCCAACGCCAACACACACCAGCGGCUCGGAGGCGGUGGAGUCACUCUCUUCAUAGCUCUGUAUGACUACGACGCUCGCACUGAAGAUGACCUCACGUUUCAGAAAGGAGAGAAAUUUCAGAUCAUCAACAACACAGAGGGUGACUGGUGGGAGGCUCGAUCUUUGGACACAGGACACUCAGGUUACAUCCCAUCCAAUUACGUCGCUCCUGUGGACUCCAUACAGGCAGAAGAGUGGUAUUUUGGGAAGAUGGGGAGGAAGGAUGCAGAGAGACAGCUGUUGGGCCAGAAUAACCAGAGGGGUACUUUCCUCAUACGAGAGAGCGAGACCACUAAGGGUGCUUACUCUCUGUCCAUCCGUGACUGGGACGACAACAAGGGAGACCACGUGAAGCAUUAUAAGAUCCGUAAACUGGACAAUGGUGGUUACUACAUCACCACCAGAUCUCAGUUCGACACAGUGCAGCAGCUUGUAGAGCACUACACAGAGAGAGCGGCGGGACUGUGCUGCCGUUUGAUUGGCAGUUGUAAGCGGGGCAUGCCUAAGCUGGCUGACUUAUCGGUGAAGACCAAGGAUAUGUGGGAGAUUCCGCGCGAAUCUCUGCAGCUGAUUAAGAAACUUGGCAACGGCCAGUUUGGAGAAGUCUGGAUGGGCAUGUGGAAUGGUACCACCAAGGUAGCGGUGAAGACGCUGAAGCCAGGAACCAUGUCCCCUGAGGCCUUCCUGGAGGAGGCUCAGAUCAUGAAGAGACUCCGCCAUGACAAGCUGGUGCAGCUCUACGCUGUCGUGUCCGAGGAGCCCAUCUACAUCAUCACUGAGUUCAUGAGCCAAGGAAGUUUAUUGGACUUCUUAAAAGACGGUGAAGGUCAGAGUCUGAAGCUGCCUCAGCUGGUGGACAUGGCUGCACAGAUCGCAUCUGGGAUGGCAUACAUUGAGAGGAUGAACUACAUCCAUCGUGAUCUGCGAGCAGCUAACAUUCUCGUUGGAGACAAUCUUGUGUGCAAGAUCGCUGACUUUGGCCUGGCUCGGCUCAUUGAAGACAACGAGUACACAGCCAGACAAGGGGCGAAGUUUCCUAUCAAGUGGACGGCUCCAGAAGCAGCACUGUACGGACGCUUUACCAUCAAGUCAGAUGUCUGGAGCUUUGGCAUCCUGCUCACUGAGCUCAUCACUAAGGGACGGGUGCCAUACCCAGGCAUGAACAACCGUGAAGUUCUGGAGCAGGUGGAGAGGGGUUAUCGGAUGCCCUGUGCCCCAGGGUGCCCCGCCUCGCUCCAUGAACUGAUGCUGCAGUGCUGGCGGCGGGAGGCUGAUGAGCGGCACACGUUUGAGUACCUACAGUCGUUCCUGGAGGAUUAUUUCACUGCCACAGAGCCGCAGUAUCAACCGGGAGAAAACCUGUGACCACGCAAACACACAGGGGACAAAUAUGGAGCAAUAAAUGGACAAACACAUUCGCAUACAGAGAUUACACAUAAACAAAUACAUAUCAUUGUUUCAUUGAUUCUAAACAGUUUCUUCCUUUUGGUCGUCAACCACUGCAGUUCAUUCAGGACAGAUCACUCAACCAUGCUGAAGAGCAGAGUCGGAGCUCUGCUCGUAAGGCCUUGCAGUAAUGUUGCUUUACUCUGUAGCCAUGACAACAAGGAACUGAAAGAAGCUGUAGAUGGUUGUUGAGGUGGGGGGAAGUCGGAUUGGUACAUGAUGUGUUCAGCUGCCAUGUAUGUUCAGAUCUUUUGAUGUCUGGGUCUGAGAAAAGAGAUUUAGUACGCAGACUGUUUACUUGAGAUAAAAUGUGGAUGCAGACAUGAUAGAGAGAGCAACAGGUUUCAGACUUCAGUUCAAACAGCAUCUUUAAAAUAAAGUCACAAUGAACCUGCUGAACCUGCAUGGCAACUGAGGAAAUCAUGCACGUAGACACUGACUUUCUUUUCCUUCAUCUUAGAGGAGGAACUAAUUACAAACAAAGCACCUCCAUGCCUUAAAGUGCUGAAAUAAAGGGCUGUUUUUUACUUAACUUCAUUAAUACUUGGUUAGUUUGGUAAAUCUGAGCGAUGGUGAGGAAUGCUCUUUGUUUGACUAUUAUGACUUUUUUAUGAGCUGUCUCUUUGUUGUUUUAAUUUAAAAACUCAGACAUGUCUGAGCAUCACAAAGUUCUAUAUCUAGUUAACAUAUAUGCAGAUUUCAUCCAUUGGGAGGGCAGGGAGAAAUGUCAAACACAAAGGACAAGAUCAGUGAUGGAAACUUAAGAAAGUUUUUUAAAUGUGUGUGUAACCAUGAUGUUGAGUUUCCUUGUCAUGUUGUUGCAAUAAAGAUAUCUUUCCUGUCAUGUU